This is a messenger RNA of Daphnia carinata, 3501 nucleotides long. RefSeq names its product coiled-coil domain-containing protein 39-like. NCBI's taxonomy places the organism in Eukaryota, Metazoa, Arthropoda, Branchiopoda, Diplostraca, Daphniidae. The transcript is spliced from 17 exons. Gene Ontology annotation, biological process: inner dynein arm assembly; cilium-dependent cell motility; cilium movement. The record is from RefSeq and is a predicted model, not a curated record. The coding region runs from base 642 to 3344 and encodes 900 amino acids. Gene Ontology annotation, cellular component: axoneme.
UGGGAUUCGAAACACUUCGUUUUAUCGGCGUGGUGUGAAAGUAUCGAACUAAAAUUGAUUUGGUACCACAGCUACAUUUUUUUAGCGGUUCUCCGUGGCAAAUUCUGUAACGACUACCUACUCAAUCAAAAAGUCUUUAGUUUACUUUGUCUCGCAGUGACAAAGUUUGCAAAGAGAGCGUAAAAAUAGAGUUGCCGGAUGAUAAUUAGCAUGGAGGGUGGUAACAUACAAUGCAGCAACGCGAAUAAGUUUUCAAACCAAGUGUUGCUAAGCAACUUGGUGAAACAGCAUUACAAACAGCUUUGUGAAACACUACACUUUUAUAUGGAAAAGGGUAUGUUGUGCGAGGGCAGCGUGUAUUAGAACUUAGUUUACCCUGCACACUUAAAAAUUCAACAAAAAUGCUUUGCGCUCUGCGUUACGCGAUUAGAAUUAACGUUACCUGUGUACGUCAUGGGUUGUUGCCCUAGCGUCAAACAUCCCCUUGCCGAAUCAAUAACUGAAGCGUUUAUCCUUGCUAUAGCAACAUUAACACUGCAAAGGCGAUCAAUCUUAGUUGUUUGUUCGAACUGUUUAUACCUCCCUGGUUGCAGUAGAUCGUUGUUGAAUUAAAAGAGAAGUCUACUAAAUAUUAAACAAGAAUGGAUCUCAAGAAAAUCAGUGGAGCAGAGUUUUUGCCUUUAGCAAACGCUAAAAAUAGACAGCUGCAACAAAAGGUACGGGACAAACGAAAUAGACUAGCGCAGGUGCUGUUAGAACUUGAUCAGAACGAGAACAUCAUAAAAACUGCUGAUGAAGAUCUCACGACACUGGAACAAAACACGCAACAAACGAAUGUUCUCGCAAGCAACAUACGGAGUCAAGUCCGCAAGGAACGUGAAACGCUAAAUUUAACAAACAAUGAAAUCGACACCAUAGAACAGGAAACUAAAAAGCUUCAGCAAGCCUUGCAGCAAACCAAAACGAAUUGCCAAUUUCAUAAGAAAAAGCUAGCAGAACAGAAUCUUGCUUUGGAGAGGCUCAACCAAUUCUACGAGGAAGAAGAUAAAUUCGUGGCUGUUAUGGAAAAAAUGGUUGAAUCUCAAUUGGAGGAUCACACUACUCUGGAAAAAUAUUCCCAUCAAGACAACAUGACUAUCAAGGAUUUGGAGAUAAAAUUAGCUAGAACGAGGGAAGAUAUCGACGAAAUAGAACGUCAGUUUAAAAUGGCCAAAGAAGAUCGCGAAAAUACAGCCAUCCAGUUGAACAAGAUGCAAGAAGAAUUUCGAGCCAUGACCGAAGAUCGCGAUCGCAACCUUUUGCAAUGGGAGGCGACUAUAAGCCAACUGGAUAACUGUAGGAAGCAACUUGAUAAAUCUCGAGCCGAUUAUCAAACAGUGAAAGAAUUAGCUAAUGCCGACCAGAAUCGACUUGAUAGUAUCAAUAGGUGCAUUAAGCAGUUCCAGGACGACAUCAGUGGUUUGGAACGGGCUUUUCGUGCUAGGGAACUUGUGGCUAACCAAAUGAAAUUAAAGAUAGAUGACCUUGAUAAAGUACACAGUGAACAGCAAUCCGAGUACGUUGCGUUCGAAAAAGUAGCAAAAAGACUUACAACAGAAAUAAUGUCAACAAGGAAAACUGCGGAAAGCCUUAAACAAAAAAGCAUCGAAGUUCAAGCUAAAUUGGCUGAAGAGCAAGAAAAGUAUAAACAACAGGAAAAAGAGCUGGAGCAGUUCAGGAAGACUGUAGGCUCAGCAAAGGCACAGAAAGAAUCCCUCUCACUUCUAGCAAAGGCGGCGGAUGAGCGCUUUGCGCGCCAUCGGAACCAUCUUAAUCAAAUUGCAAACGAAUUUGCCAGCGUUCAAGCUGAUAUCAGCAAUAUCAAAUCAAAGUUUAACAGCUGUGUCACAGGUGUGCGAUUUAACAUCCAUAGCAUUCGAAACCUGGAGAAUCAAAUAUCUGCCCUUCAACAGAAAUUAGUUCAGCAAGAAGAAUUGAUUUAUAAUAAGAGUAUGGACAUUGUUCGCAUCGAAUUAGAUUUACGAAGACUACGACAUAGCGACGGAGAAUAUGAAGAACGAAAAUCACAACGUGAGCAGAUUGAUGCUUUAAAGUUCGACAUAGAUGCUGCUAAUUCAGUUCUAGUUGCUCUGAAAUACGAACUAUCAAAAACCCAGAGUGAUGCAAUGGGAUUACAGCGAAGCUGUGAUAUUCAACAACAAAAAAAGAACGUCAUGCAAACACUAUCCAAGCAGCUGGAAUCUGAGUGCCAAAGUCGUGAAAGAGAAAGUCGUGAUCUUAGACGGGAUCUUGAGGAACUACGCAUGGGAGAGAGCCUUAUUCAUCUGGAUAUUAAACGUAGAGAGAGCAUGAUUGAAAUGCGCUCGGCGGUCGUCCAACAGCUAGAAAAUCAAAAAAGACACAUUGAAAAUGCCAUCCAAACACGACUAGAAGAAUUAACAAACCAAAUGGAGCUUCUUCAACUCGAAAGUCGUUCGUUGAAAGAACGGAAUCAGCAACUGUUGGCAUCAGUAAACCAAAAAACCGUCGAAAUUGAUCACAUCAAACUACGGUACGACGUAGUGGCCGAUACCUUAGUAAUGGAGAACGGCGUUAAAGAAACAUCCGAAGCGUAUUUCAUCAUCAAGAUGGCUCAAGAAAAAGAAUUUUUGAAAGAAUCUAUAAGCGAUCUCCAGAACGUGAUACAUAGCUUAGAGAGUGACAAUUCGGCUCUGAACGGCACCCUACAAUUGGUAUCCACCGCAAACCAACAUUUUCGUCAGGCUUGUAUUGUUGGUGUACUUACAGAUGACGACAAGGCGAUCAAAAUCCAAAUGGAAAUGGAAGAUAAGCAGUUAGAAAAGAUGGUGGAUGACCGUAAAAAAGACAACUAUCAACAAUGUUAUUCCUUCGAACGCUUGCAAGAUGAAUUACGUGAACUGAAGGAGGAAGCAUAUCGCCUAAAAACUCAGAUUGACGCUAAAUUAAACACUGAGAAGGAUCUGUCGAACGAAAUUGAGCAACUGCAAACCAAAAUUGAUCGAGCAAGAGAUAUCAAUCUUGUUCUGCAAAAAACUGUGCGAAGGUCCAAAAAAACGAAAAGUAAACUCUGCGAAGAAAUUGACUUUGAGAUAGGUCAGAUCCAAGAAAAGUGUUUGAAUGCACAAACAGCAAUGUUUACUCUGUCAGAAAGUGAUCCUGGCAUAAAAACUACUUUGGUUCAAAUUAUGGAAGAAACGGCAGCUAACGAUUCGCUUGAAAUCAAAGAACUCGUUUUGCCUGCACCACCUAAUAAAACACGCUUGGACAUCACAGAUUUUCCGCAUUCCUCGAGUUCAGUUAGCCCACCACUAUCCAUGAGCUAAAACAUCAGCGGAAAGCCAUGAACCCUCCCUUCCAUAUCUAAUGUAUUAGCAUCAUGUUUAGUUUGCUUUGCUCUUGCAAUUGUUGUGGUCGUUUAUAGUUGUAUACUUUUGUGAACAAAACUGAAAUUAUACUCAAAAUGAUUGUGUGGAAAACUCA